ACGACACCAAGAUUCCUUUAAAGAACGACUCAUUGCAUUGAUACCAAAUCGUAUCAUUCAUGAUGACGGCGCCCAAUGUUGUUCAGUCCUCUCCCAGCCUCGCCCUUAGCUUUCUUUCCGAUCUGACCCCGCCGUCCCUCGAACGCACAUGGCUUACAGCACCUCAUCCAACCCUCCCUCUCGUCGCAACUUGCAGCUCUGACAAGACGGUUCGCGUUUAUUCCCUGGUUAACUUUCGCCUCCUUUCGACAAUUUCUGGCGGCCAUAAGCGAAGCAUCCGCACUUGUGCCUGGAAACCUAACGUCUCAGGCGAAAGCGUCCUUGCGACGGGAAGCUUCGACGCAACGGUAGGCAUUUGGAGACGAUGGGAUGACUAUGGAGAGGAGGAAACCUUAGCGCAAGGAAAUAAGAACACAAAAAACUUUGGAGCUGAAGAAGACCGCGAAGAAGACGAAGACGACGAAUGGCGUUUUGCCGUCCUACUCGACGGACACGACAGCGAAGUCAAAUCCGUCUCGUGGUCUGCAUCAGGCAUGCUUCUUGCUACGUGCUCACGGGACAAAUCUAUCUGGAUCUGGGAGGACCUCGAAGAUGGAGACAACAAUUUCGAGACCGUAGCUGUGAUGCAGGAGCAUGAGGGAGACGUCAAAUGCGUUGCCUGGCACCCCGCAGAGGAAUGUCUUGCCAGUGGUAGUUACGAUGAUACUAUCCGAAUCUGGCGUGAGGAUAUCGAUGACUGGGGUCAGGUCGCCUGUAUCAAAGGCCACACGGGAACGGUCUGGGGCAUUGACUGGGAGGAUGCUGAGAAUGUGCCUUUCCCUUCAACUUCCAAUGGCGUAUCCGGACAGGAGGAAGAGUGGAAAACGUGGCAUGCUCUUUCGGGGCCUCGUCUUGUGUCUUGCUCGCAUGAUCAAUCUGUCCGCGUUUGGCGACGACAGCCAAAAGCGCAAUUGAACACCGCUGGAGCUAGCUCGAUACCGAGUAUUAUCCGGCCGUCCGGCACGGAUGAAACGUGGGAGGAGGAUGUUGUUCUCCCGCAUGCGCAUGAGCUUCCGAUAUACGCUGUCGCUUGGAGUCGACGAACGGGCUUGUUAGCCUCUGUCGGCGCUGACGGACGUCUUGUGGUCUACGAAGAGCGAUUUGUUUCGUCUCAUACGAAACCUCAGGCCAUGAAUACUGAUGAAGUCUCGCCGAAUCUUGGCGAGGGAGUAUGUGCGCCGCACCCAUCAACGGAAUGGAGCAUCGUUGCGGUCGUAAAUGGUGCACAUGGUAUUUAUGAGAUCAACCAUGUUGCGUGGGCAAAACGUGCCGACAGAGGUCGUGAUGGGAACAAGGAGGAAGAGGUGUUAAUAACUACCGCGGAUGAUGGGAGUAUCAAAGUGUGGACGUUGACAAGGUGA
Molecule: messenger RNA, 1400 nt
Organism: Aspergillus nidulans FGSC A4
Lineage: Eukaryota; Fungi; Ascomycota; Eurotiomycetes; Eurotiales; Aspergillaceae
Gene: cia1
Product: iron-sulfur cluster assembly protein CIA1
Exons: 1
Coding region: 60-1400 (446 amino acids)
Biological process (GO): iron-sulfur cluster assembly; tRNA wobble uridine modification
Cellular component (GO): cytosol; cytosolic [4Fe-4S] assembly targeting complex; nucleus
Source: RefSeq, a predicted model, not a curated record